UGCGAUGGAUUGUUGGUGUUGCUGUUUGUUGUUGGUGUUGCUGUUUGUUGGUGUUGCUGUUUGUUGGUGUUGCUGAUUGUUGGUGUUGCUGUUUGUUGGUGUUGCUGUUUGGCUUCGAGUUUUUAGACUAGUGUCACCGUGGCCGUGCCGAAUUGCAUGAUUACCAGUGAACGCAGUACAUGUAUAAGUAAAUGACGAUGACAGUAGUUUUAGCACAGAAUGCCAUUGUACUCCUUCAUGUAGUGUCGCUCCUGUGAUCGUGAGCUAGGACUUUCUGAAAAGAUUGAUCGAUGUACCAUCCGUUUCCUCCCUCGUCCGAAAUCACCCAGAACUGAAGUGCUGAUCACCCGAACCUGAAUUAGCAUUGCCUCUUUACAGCGGUGGCAGGUAUGUGGUUGGAGCUCACUCUCUUCAUCCUGACAGUAGUACUGGGAUUAGCAGCCGUCGAGCAAUGGUCUUUUUACCGGAAAAGGGCCUGGCUGCCCGGCCCUGCGUCAGCACCACCUUUCAUUGGCUAUAUCGUGGACAUGGUGAAACGCCCUUUCGACUUUUAUGAGGAGCAGCGACGAUAUGGCAAUAUGUCAUGGACAUCGAUCCUCGGAAGGUUCUUCCUCUUCGUCAACGAUGGAGAGACCAUGCGCAAGGUCUUCAAUAACAUGGGGGAUGCGUUUCGCCUUCAGUUGACACUCAGCGCUCCCAUCAUGCUCGGCAAGGAUAAGAACAUAGCGUACAUGAAUGGUCCAGCGCACAAGGCCCUGCGGAAGAUGCUGCUGCCGUUGUUCACUCGCAGUGCCCUGGGUGUGUAUCUGUCCAUCCAAGAGGCGACCAUUCUGGAGCACCUUGAUCACUGGAUCCGCAGUCGGGGCAGCGUUGACACCUUUGUAGAGAUGAGGCCACGUAUUCGUGAUAUGAAUGUUCACACUUCGUACAAGGUAUUUGUUGGGCCAUACAUAAAAGAUGACGCUAUGAUGGAAAACAUGUCUCAGCUAUACUUCAAGCUGAAUGAAGGUUUCUUAGCUCUUCCUAUCUCUCUUCCUGGAACCACCCUGUGGUAUGCAGUGAAAGCAAGAGAACAGUUGAUUGACAUUUUGAAGACAAUGGUGGCCGCAUCUCGCGAUCACAUUGCCAACGAUGGCGAUGUACGCUGCCUGUUGGAUGUUUGGAUGAGGGCAGUGAAGGUGGCUGAUGUGAUGGAUGAAGGAGAAGAGGCAGCAGAGAUCACAGCUAAACACAACACCGAAGAGGAAAUUGCCUAUCACUUACUGGAUUUUCUCUUUGCCAGCCAGGAUGCAUCAACAUCAUCACUUGUGUGGAUGGUUCAACUGCUUCAUGACCAUCCAGAUGUGCGUGAGAAGAUGGUAGAGGAACAGCGCAUUGUUCGUCCCAACAAUGAGCCACUCAGUACAGAGAACAUUGAGACUAUGACCUAUGCGAAUCAGGUAUGUCUUGCUAUGACCUAUGCGAAUCAGGUGGUGCGGGAGGUGCUGAGAUACCGACCCCCUGUGACCAUGGUACCACAUGUUGCUGUGAAAGAUUGCCAGCUGACAAGUGACUACAAGGUGAAAAAGGGCACCAUUGUCAUACCCUACCUCUGGGCACCGCAGCAUGAAGACUUUGAGGAAGGAACAUCAUUCAGGCCGGAUCGCUGGAGUCCUGAGAAGCGCACGGAGGCACACGGCAAGAGCUUCCUCGUGUUUGGUCACGGCCCACAUGUCUGUCUUGGUCAACGCUAUGCUAUGAACCAUCUGGUAGCAUUCGCAGCACUGCUAGUGACACGGACAAAGUGGACGCGGAAGGUGACAGAGAGUGGAGACAAGAUCAUUUACCUCCCUACCAUCUACCCGGCUGAUGGCUGCAUGGUCAAUGUCCAGCCAGCGUAAUGCAGUGGUAUGAUGUCAUCAAUGAUGUCAUUGGCAAUGUACAUGUAGCUAGCUGCAUGGCCAGUAGUAUACACUAAGCAUGAAUCAUACUUACGUACGGUGGAGUCACUUAGCUUGUUGGUGGUUCACUCCCAUGCAACAUACAAGUAGUCUUGUGCUAAAUUGUGAAGCCUGCAAAAUGUGCAAUGCAAUUAUCAGUCUUUGCAAAGGUUUACUCAAACCAGCCUAACUUACUCAAUAGCUCUGUUUCUUGCAACUUACUCAAUAGCUCUGUUUCUUGUUGAUGCAUUUAGCAAUUGUACCUGGCUGCGCUGGAGUACCUGUAACAGUUACAUGACAGGCGGCUAUGGUUUUGUUCCACCCGCAGUCACCUAGACUGAGAAAGAAUCUCAAGCUGAUAGAUAUACUAUUGAUUGUGCAGCAUUCAAUGACCCCAUUCGUUUUAGUCUUGGCCCGUAUGCUUGAUCUGAUUGUUUGAGGAACUAAAAGGAUUUCCCUUUAGACCAAUCAUCUUAGUGAUGUUCCUAAACAUUAUUCGAAAUUUCA
Molecule: messenger RNA, 2426 nt
Organism: Sycon ciliatum
Lineage: Eukaryota; Metazoa; Porifera; Calcarea; Leucosolenida; Sycettidae
Product: probable cytochrome P450 524A1
Exons: 5
Coding region: 390-1880 (496 amino acids)
Biological process (GO): sterol metabolic process
Molecular function (GO): iron ion binding; monooxygenase activity; heme binding
Source: RefSeq, a predicted model, not a curated record